This is a messenger RNA of Diaporthe batatas, 2129 nucleotides long. RefSeq names its product H/ACA snoRNP pseudouridylase subunit GAR1. Gene Ontology annotation, biological process: ribosome biogenesis; snoRNA guided rRNA pseudouridine synthesis. Gene Ontology annotation, cellular component: box H/ACA snoRNP complex. The transcript is spliced from 2 exons. The record is from RefSeq and is a predicted model, not a curated record. NCBI's taxonomy places the organism in Eukaryota, Fungi, Ascomycota, Sordariomycetes, Diaporthales, Diaporthaceae. Bases 342 to 980 code for a protein of 212 amino acids. Gene Ontology annotation, molecular function: box H/ACA snoRNA binding.
AAAACCUGUAAAUGUUCAUGGGACUCCUCUCCUCGCAGCAGCCCGACCUGGAAUCUGAUAUCCUGGCUUGCCUGGCAGACGAGCAGGACUGACGUGGGGCAUCCCUGCCGGCCCGCCGCUCACACGUGCUAGUCCCAAACUAGCAAGGCCGAGCCAUCAAUUGCGCCUGCCGGCCGAGCAAACUUUCUCCACGAAAUUCUCGAGGCUCAAAAUUUACUGCACCAGCUCAGCCGACCACAGCUUCAAUCCACCACUCAGUCGGACGGCAGCCCACCGCAAAUUCGCCCAGGACUCGGCCAGAAGAUUUGUGACGUCAGAGACAAUCACAAGUACACAUCAGCAUGUCGUUCAGAGGAGCUCCCCGCGGUCGCGGCGGGUUUGGUGGUGGCCGGGGCGGUGGCCGAGGUGGCUUCCAGCAACGCGAUUUCGGCCCACCAUCCGAGGUGCAGGAGAUGGGCAAGUUCCUCCACGCCUGCGAGGGCGAGAUGGUCUGCGAGAGCAUCAACCCACGAGUACCCCAGUUCAACGCCAUCAUGUACCUCGAGAACAAGACCUCCGUCGGUAAGAUCGACGAGGUGCUCGGCCCCAUCAACCAGCUCUUCUUCACGAUAAAGCCCUCCGAGGGCAUCCAGGCCGCCAGCUUCAAGCCCGGCGACAAGUUCUACAUUGACGGCAUGAAGACCCUGGCCAUGGACCGCUUCCUGCCCAAGCCCAAGCCAUUGGCCGGCCUGCCAAAGGUCAAGAAGCCCAGCCGCGGCGGCGCUGGCGGGCGUGGGGGCGCAAGAGGAAGGGGAGGCUUCGGCGGCCGUGGCGGCUUCGGCGACCGCGGCGGCCGUGGAGGCUCAAGGGGCGGCAGCUUCGGCGGACGGGGCGGUGGCCGUGGCGGUGGUGGGUUCGGCGGGCGGGGCAACUCUGGCUCGGGCGGUUUCUCACGGGGCGGCGGCCGCGGUAGGGGUGGCUUCAGCAGGGGACGGGGCUAGACGGCGAAACCCUUCCCGUUGCGCAUUUCUCAGUUUUAUUUUCGCAGGUGGGAUGUCCAAAAUCUCCCACGGCUGGGCACAUUCUCGGCGUUCGGGAAAAGGGAAAGGGGGUUCUGUGUUAUCUGAAAGAUUUAAAGCCAAAACAGCCGGGUCGUCCUAUGCCCUGGUGAUAUUCAACCCAACCUCUCCGAACCUCGGGAACCGUGAAGGCUGGCUAGUCGGCUUACGGCAGAACGAAGGACGCACCAGACCACCAUACGCCGAUGCUUUCGCUGAUCUACGGCCUGGAGGUGAUACGAGACUUUUGCUUGGAAAGAUGGUUGCAUCAAGGCCACACGGGUGACAGGCGUUGCUCCUGGGACGACGUGGGUGGCGUCAGACCACUGAAAGAGGGUGAAGAAACCGGCAAUGGGUACAGCCAGUAAGCGCCUGUACGAUAGCUCUGCUCAAGGGACCGAGCUCCAGGGGAGCAGUUGAGGGUGCCAUCUCCACGGACUCAAUAUGACCACUUGGGGGUUGUACCUCGACACUACUCCCCCAGCAAUCUAUGGGACUGAACUCGCUCGCUGCAUUGUAUGACCGACCGCCUGCCGAGUUGCUCAAGCGCGUAAGCUGGUUGUGACUUGAAAACAACAAAAGACAAUGGCUCGCUCUCACAGAAACUGUAUUUCCAAACACAUUAUAUUUUAUUCAAUGUCUAUUAACUGGCACCUUCACGGUGGCAAGACAUACGCUAAUUAUGUUGCUCAAUGCUAUGUAGACACAAUGCGUGUGAAUUAGUACUACUGAGUUCCCUUCGCGCCCCUGUGAUUAGAUGUGGUUUUUUCUGUCAAAACCGUCGGCUUCGGUUGUCUGGUGCCUAGCCAGCCUUCGCCAACGUAUUUGCUGCCUGCUUCGCCUGGAUUCUGGACCGCAGCGCAAAGACUGCAGCAAGCAAAAUGCCCAGCCCGCCCAGGCCCAGGCCGAGAUGCUGGGCUCCCCGAAAGCCAGCCAGCACAUCGCCCCGUUCUCCGCGGGCCGCCAGCUCGACAGAGCCAGCAAUGCCCAAGGCCAACGAGAUGCUGUAAUUCACCGUCGUCACCACGAGGCUAGCGGCAGUGCCCUGGUGUUCCUUUGCCAUGCUGUUGCUCAGGAGGAUCGACGCGGCGG